Messenger RNA from Trichomycterus rosablanca, 2618 nucleotides. Its product is annotated as solute carrier family 45 member 3. Gene Ontology annotation, cellular component: membrane. Gene Ontology annotation, molecular function: sucrose:proton symporter activity. NCBI's taxonomy places the organism in Eukaryota, Metazoa, Chordata, Actinopteri, Siluriformes, Trichomycteridae. The transcript is spliced from 5 exons. Gene Ontology annotation, biological process: transmembrane transport. Bases 181 to 1821 code for a protein of 546 amino acids. The record is from RefSeq and is a predicted model, not a curated record.
AGUCCAAGAACACGCAGCAGAUCCAGAAUGCUUAAGACACGAUGAAGGAACAGGGAGAUCUAGGAAUUUUAAAAGCAUUUACCCCAGUUCUCCCUUACCCAACGCCUCCUCCCUCUAAGUUCGCUGAGUAAAGUCCUCAUUCAACACCUCAGGUGAAGGGUGAUCCACCCUCCAGGAAUUAUGCUUGAAUGGAGGUCCCAGAGGCGUCUGGUGCUGCUCAACCUGCUGACCUGUGGUCUGGAGAUAUGUGUGGCUGCUGGCAUCACUUAUGUACCACCACUGCUGCUGGAGGCCGGUGUGGAAGAGAGGUACAUGACCAUGGUCCUAGGUGUUGGUCCAGUUCUGGGUCUCAUCUUUAUACCUCUCAUCGGUUCAGCCAGUGACCGCUGCAGCAGCAGCUAUGGACGGCGCCGGCCCUUCAUCUGGCUGCUGUCUUUGGGCGUACUUGUGGCCCUGCUCAUCAUUCCUCAUGCUGACAUCCUCGCUGCUCGCCUCAGCUGGAGCGGCAAUGCCCGCCCCAGCCAGACCCUCCAGGUAGGCCUGCUAAUCUUGGGAGUAGUACUGCUGGACUUCUGUGGCCAGGUAUGCUUCACGCCGUUGGAGGCGCUGCUAUCGGACCUAUACGACGGGCGGGAGGAAUGUGCCCAUGCCUUUGCUACCUUCUCGUUCAUGGCAAGCCUGGGCGCCUGUGUAGGCUACCUCCUGCCAGCACUUAACUGGAGUGCCAAUCCACUUUCUGUUUUUCUGGGUGGCCAAGCUGAGGGUCUGUUUACCCACCUCAUCCUCAUUUUUAUCACCAGUCUUCUGGUCACCAUGAAGGUGUCUGAGGAGGGUGAGGAACUAGAUAUCAAAGCUGGACGCCUCUCCUGGUGCCACAUGCCACGGCGAAGGUUUAAGCUCUGCCUUCCGAAGGCCAGCUCUCUGCUCUGUGUACUCAGGAGUUGCUGUUCGGUGACGCCGGCUAUCUACAGGAGUUACUGCCAUGUACCACGCGUUAUGAGAAGGCUGUGCGCUGCUCAGUUGUGCAGCUGGAUGGCUGUCAUGAGCUUUAUGCUUUUCUACACAGACUUUAUUGGUGAAGGACUUUACCAAGGAGUGCCCAGUGCUGCACCGGGCACUGUGCCAAGGCAGCAGUAUGAUGAAGGCAUUCGUAUGGGCAGUCUGGGCCUGUUCCUGCAGUGUGCUACCUCGACCUUCUUUUCACUGAUCAUGAGUCGACUGGUGUGUGCAUUUGGCUCGAGGAAGGUCUACCUAAGCAGCAUGGUUUCCUUUACCGUCUCAGCACUGGUUAUCUGUCUGUCCAAAAGCGUGCUGUUGGUCACUGCGAUGUCCGCCCUCACUGGGUUCGCCUAUGCCACCUUACAGACUCUGCCGUACACACUUACCUGCCACUAUCACAAACAGAAGGAGGUGUACAUGCCAACCAGCAGUACCAAAAAAUUACACAUGAACGGCCUCACCCACCAGGCUGUGUGCUUCACACUGGAUGAUGCCACAAGCGACUCAAACCACAAGAGUGUCCAUACCAAUGGCCAUGCCUACCACAGCCAGGAUGAUCUACAACAUCAUCCCUCUCAAAACAGUCAGAAUGGUACUGGUCUGGAAUCGGAAGGUUAUGAGAAAAGAGGUGUGGGCUUGGACUUUGCUAUUUUGGACAGCACAUUUCUACUCUCUCAGGUUUUUCCUUCUCUUUUCAUGGGCAUGAUUGUCCAGUUUACCAAGUCCGUCACCACCUACGUCGCAUCUUCUGCUAUUUUUGGUGCAAUCGGGGUCUAUUUUGCGACUCAUGUUGUCUUUGAGCAGAAGGACCUUGAACGUUGAAAGAUACUGUAGAUCUGUGACUCAAUUAUGACUAAACUUAGAAAGCUUUCUAAGGGUAAAUGUAACCUGCUCUUACUUUAUAUCCUUUAUCCUGACCAUGUAACAACAUACUGUACUGUCAUCCCUCCUUAUCCACCAAGAUUAUUCCUUUAAAUUCUUACCAAGAGGAAAAGUUUACAUUUUUGUGUUCCUAAUUUAAUGGUGUCUUAACCAUGGGUUAAAAUUUCAUUUUCAUGCUAUCAAUCUGGAAAUGUAAGGAGUUAUCAAUUCUUCUAUUUACUUAAUGUUGUUGGCUAUCUAAACCUGCUGGAGCUGCUGUAUUCAUUAUGUAUGGGUUCACUGGUGCCCACAAUUGACUACUGGACCAUUAAAAACUGAAAGGCAUCAGCAGGAUUCAAAUGCCCCAUAAAUUAAACAAUCUGAUCAAGGUUCACCUCCAGCAUUCUUUCUUAUAAUAUACUUGGCAACCAGUUAAACCAAAACAAACCAAAACACAUGGGUUGCCUGGGUCAUUAGGCCUUAUUUGGGCUUAGUUUUGUGGAAUUUCCAGAAUAACAUGUACACAGAUGUGUAUGAGUUGACUUCUCAUUCUCAGAAUUUGUUCACUCGUAGCAUUUACCAAGACACAUCACCAUAACAGACACAACUUGGACCAAUGGACGUAUCGGACAGAUGUGAUGUGUGAUGAUACAAUGCCUUUAUGUUAUGUAAAGACUCAGAGGAAAAAUUAUUUUGCUGUGUAUAUUUUUGUACAUUAAUAAUAUAUACAAAUUUAAAUAUAUUUAUAUUAAUUGGAA